AUGGACUCGUGUAGCGUUGCACAAGACUUGUUUUUGAUGAUGAAGGAACAUGUGCAAGAUCUUCAAUCAGCGUUGCGAAGGAAGGGUGGAGAUAUAAGCAUUGAAAGCAACAUUAAUGCUUACAUGUGUUGCAAAAACAAAGUGAACAAGGAAAGCAUAAAGCAUCUUGGUGUAUUGAAGCAAAUGGAAAGAAAAAUUGUUAGAUCCUCCUCUUAUCCUCUCUUACAUGUGAAUCACUACUUAUCAAUGGUGAUUCGAGUUCUAGGAGAAGCAACUUCCAUUACCAUCUCUGUCCUGCGAACCCUCUGGUUGUUCUUUUCAGUGUCAGCUUCAAAGACAAAACCUAGUGGAUGGUCAUUGGCCUCGAGGUUAUUGCUCACACGGCCGGUAGCUUCUGAGAGAGGCAGCAAGGUUUUGAAUGAGGUGGGGAAUGUUGAUAGCACGCUUCAAUCCUUGCAUCGAUGCAUUCGGAGCAAUGAUGUGAAGGGUGGUGUACAAAUGGCAAGAAAAAGACUACAAGCACUUGAUGCUAGCAUUGAAGGUCUCGAAGCUGGAUUAUAUUGUCUUUUUAGGCGACAAAUUCAGAAUAGGGUUUCCCUUCUCAACAUUUUAGCUCACUAA
Molecule: messenger RNA, 621 nt
Organism: Camellia sinensis
Lineage: Eukaryota; Viridiplantae; Streptophyta; Magnoliopsida; Ericales; Theaceae
Biological process (GO): shoot system development; root development
Source: RefSeq, a predicted model, not a curated record